This is a messenger RNA of Sclerotinia sclerotiorum 1980 UF-70, 1350 nucleotides long. RefSeq lists its product with no specific name. NCBI's taxonomy places the organism in Eukaryota, Fungi, Ascomycota, Leotiomycetes, Helotiales, Sclerotiniaceae. Bases 1 to 1350 code for a protein of 449 amino acids. The record is from RefSeq and is a predicted model, not a curated record. The transcript is spliced from 7 exons.
AUGCACAGUGCAUUGAAGGAUGGAGAACAAACUGUUGGUUCAACAGUCGUGACAACAGAUAGAUUCGAGAGUGGAUUUGGGGGUGGGCUUCUAGAUGCUCUGCCCUUGGAAAGAGACGUCAUAACGGGAAAAUUAUAUUGUAAGAAAUAUUAUACACAGGGUAAAAAGAUAGACUGGAGUCUAGGAGAUGGAGGCAAAGGUGUUGUAUCAGAAAGUGGAUGCGGGAGUGGAUUUGCAAGUGCAGUUUGGUUGGAGAAUCAAUACGAUCAGAAAAACAAAGUUACAUCGGUCGCCACAUCCGUUGCUAUCUUCUUCGAGUCAACUUCCAGUACGCUGAACAAGUCCGUCACUGCCCGGGCAUGGACGCCUUUCUUUCUUGGGUCCGGAAUUGCCUUCUUUACUGCCUUAGCAGGUGUCGGUACCAAACUUGCCAGUGCAUCUUGCUCAUCUGCAAUGUGGCUAGCAUUAUUUGGUGUACCAGCAGCCACGGGUCCUGUUAGCGCCUGUAUUGCCGCUGGUGCCCUCGCAGUGCUGUCAUCAUCUGUUGCGGCUGGACUUGCUGCAUAUGGAUACUCGGCUGGUUGGACAUUUGAGGGUGACGGUGCCUCCAUCGGCAAACGUGCCUCCUACGCGAGGAUUAUCAACCCCAAGUUCGGAACUGCCCAUGUUUUCGAUGCUGAUAAUACCUUGGCUCUGAACUUGACAUAUGGUGGAAUGCUCGACAGUCACAACACGACCCUCGUCGCCGUAAGCUGGAUCGAAACCUUGGAAGGUGGCAACUACACCAAUUCGCCUUUGCUUGGUUUGAAUAUGACGCAGGGAAGACUGGUCACGCUCAAUGACAACGGGGUCAUCCGGACUGCGGUUGGAGCAGUAGAAACGCUGCCUACAAUACUCAAUGGAUUCGCUGAUUUCAAGAACAACGUUACUCGUGUCCAGAAGCGCCAAUCGGAGGAAGUUGAUUGGUUGUCGUUCAAUACAUAUGGAGAAAACAUGCAGGAGGGUGGGAUGUAUACGGAGGCACUCGAUGAGGAUGCCAAUGCUUCGAAGACCAGUGCAGAUUAUGGAGUCGACGGAUGGGCAGAAAGUUACGAUUUUUACGCUUCAAGUAUGUGCUUGGCUGCUAGUCCUCCGGGUGACGGCCAGGGCGUUGAUUCAAUCAUCGUCGGUGAAGUUUAUAUGAAUGCCUAUGGAGGGGAGGCGCUCGCUUCCUUCCUUGGCGUGCCGAGAGGUAUCGAUAUCAGCCUCUUUGCAGCUGGAAGUUGGACCGGUCAUAGAUAUCUGAUGUGUAUACGUAAACGAGCCUUUAUAGCCAAUGAUCAAAGAUUACUCGUUAUCUUGAAUUACUGA